UUAGCUGGUUCUUAAACCCUGCCUUUGGGAAGGGAUUCUGCUGUUUUCUAGCCUCAGAGCAGCAUCAAACCGAGUAUAAGCCUCCUCCUGCAGCGAUUGACGGUCCAAGAGGGCCCACGUGCCAACAGCACCCACCCUCUCGACCCACCUCUGUUCUCACAGUCGUCUGCCUCUGGCAGCGUGAGCGGCCAGGAGGGAUCUCCUCGCGCUCUCAACUGCCUUCUAGCCAAGCCAACUGCCAUUAUUCAGGCUGGCAUCCAGGACGUCCAGCCAUGUUGUGCCUUUUCCUUCUGCUCCUCGGGCUCAUCGGACUCCAGACAGACAAUAAUUCUGCAAGACUGAAUGUGCAAAUUACAGUUCCGGAGAAAAUACAGUCAAUAUCAAGUGGAGGAAUUGAAUCCAAUGUGUCCUACAACAUUGUAAUUGAAGGGAAGACAUACACUGUGAACCUAAGGCAUAAAUCUUUUUUACCUAAUACUUUUAGAGUUUAUGGUUAUGAUCGUACAGGAAGUAUGAAACCUCUUGAAGAACAAAUUCAGAAUUUUUGCUACUACCAAGGGCAUAUUGAAGGUUAUCCAAAUUCUAUGGUGAUUGUUAGCACAUGUACUGGACUCAGGGGUUUACUACAGUUUGAAAAUGUAAGUUAUGGAAUUGAGCCCUUGGAGCCUUCAAUUGGCUUUGAACAUGUGAUUUACCCAGUAAAACAUAAGAAUGCACGUGUUUCUUUGUAUACCGAGGACAGUAUUGAGUCAAGAGAAGUGACCUAUAAAAUACAAAGUAUAGAGCCACUUGCAGACUUCCCUAGAUAUAUAGAAAUGCAUGUUGUAGUUGAAAAAACUUUGUAUAGUCAUCUGGGUUCUGAUACAGCUAUUGUCACUCAAAAAGUUUUCCAGUUGGUUGGACUGACCAAUGCCAUCUUUACUUCAUUUAAUGUUACAAUAAUUCUAUCUUCAUUGGAACUUUGGAUAGAUGAAAACAAAAUUUCAGUAACCGGAGAUGCUAAUGAAUUAUUACACAGAUUUUUAAAAUGGAAAAGAUCCUAUCUUGUUUUACGUCCGCAUGAUGUGGCACUUUUACUCGUUUACAGAGAAAAGUCAAAUUAUAUUGGUGCAACCUUUCAUGGGAAGAUAUGCGAGAGACAGUAUGGAGGAGCUGUUGCUCUGCACCCCAGAGCCAUAAGUUUGGAAUCACUUGCAGUUAUUAUAGCUCAGCUACUGAGCCUCAGUAUGGGGAUAGCCUAUGAUGAUAUUAACAAAUGCCAGUGCUCAGGAACUGUUUGCAUAAUGAACCCAGAAGCAAUUCAUUUCAGUGGUGUGAAGAACUUUAGCAACUGCAGCAUGGAAGAUUUUGCACGUUUUAUUUCAAAGCCAAAGUCCCAAUGUCUUCAAAAUCAGCCACGUUUAGAUCCAUCAUACAAAGAUGCAGAGUGUGGUAAUCAACAAGUGGAACAAGGAGAACAAUGUGACUGUGGGAGUGAAGAGGAAUGUGCUAGUGAUGCAUGCUGCGAAGCUGGUACAUGUAGACUAUCAGCUGAUUCAGAGUGUGCUGAAGGAGAAUGCUGUGAUGCAUGUAAGUUUAAGGCGAAAGGAGAAGAGUGUAGGGCUACCUUUGAUGAAUGUGAUCUCCCUGAAUAUUGCAAUGGAUCAUCUGCAUCAUGUCAAGAUAACUUUUAUGUUCAGGAUGGGCGCUCAUGUUCAGAGAAUCAAUGGUUUUGUCUGGAAGGAAAAUGUAGGAGUGGGUUAAAACAAUGUGAGGAUACAUUUGGUGAAGGUGCAGAGUUUGGUUCUUCAGAGUGUUUUGCUUACCUUAAUUCUAAGGCUGAUCAAUCUGGGAACUGUGGUUCAGGUCCUGACGGAUACCAACCAUGUCAGCCUAAGGAUCUUCAAUGCGGAAAAUUAAUAUGUAAGUAUCACAAAGAAUUUCUAGUUAGUGUUCCAAAUGCCAGUACUAUUUACACCAAUGUACAGGGAGACAUCUGCAUCGCAUUGGAGUUUCCACACGAUUAUCAAGAGAGCCCAAAGAUGUGGGUAAAAGAUGGAACUACUUGUGGCAAAAAUAAGGUUUGCAGGAAUAAGGAAUGUGUAGAUGCUGCAUACUUGAAUUAUGACUGCACUGAUGAAAAAUGCAACAAUAAGGGUACAUGCAAUAAUAAAAAAAACUGUCACUGUAACCCUACAUUUUUACCACCAAAUUGCACAUCUGUAGAUGGUUCAUGGCCUGGUGGAAGUGUUGACAGUGGCAAUUUUCCACCUGCACCAAAACCUUCCACAAGCGUUUAUGAAAGGCGCUUUAUUAAGAGUACUUACCAUUCCAAACCUAUGAGAUGGCCAUUUUUCUUACUCAUUCCUUUUUUCAUUGUUCUUUGUGUACUGAUCGCUACACUGGUAAAAGUUUAUUUCCAAAGAAAAAAAUGGAGAACUGAGGAAUAUACAAGCGAUGAGCAACUUGAAAGUGAGAGUGAACCCAAAGAAUAGCCUGGAAAACAGAGAAUCCAUGAUAUCACAAGUAAUUCUCUUCGAUGGACAGGAAAAAUGGAAAAUAAAAAAUACAUGCAUUGCCUGAUUGCCUGGGCUUCAAAACUUGCAUAUUAUGGUUUUGAGCUGACCAGAAAAGAUAGAAGUUUUCUAAUAUAAUGUAAUAUAACAUAACAUAUUUAUAUAUACACAUAAGUCCACAAAAACUAUUUGUAAGAAAUGAAUGUUUAUGAGUUUUUAUAUUACAUAUCUCUUAUUUUUAAAGUUAUCUCAUACUAACUCUGUUAAUCAGUAGGUAUCAGAUAAGGAAAUGUUAUAAUAAAUGCAAUGCCAUGAUUAA
Equus caballus (horse) is the source of this 2814-nucleotide messenger RNA. RefSeq names its product ADAM metallopeptidase domain 2 (gene ADAM2). NCBI's taxonomy places the organism in Eukaryota, Metazoa, Chordata, Mammalia, Perissodactyla, Equidae. The record is from RefSeq and is a predicted model, not a curated record. Gene Ontology annotation, biological process: cell adhesion; binding of sperm to zona pellucida; male gonad development. Gene Ontology annotation, molecular function: metalloendopeptidase activity. Gene Ontology annotation, cellular component: plasma membrane.